GCCCAUAUUUCCCCAUACGCAACCCACAAAACACUCAGAAAACCACUCGAUCAUCACCGACCAAUGGCGUCCGGUCACGAAGUUCAAGUGAAGCUGACCUCCGCCCACGACCUUAAGAACGUGAACUGGCGAAACGGGGGCGUCAAGCCCUACGCCGUCGUUUGGGUGGACCCCAAGAGAAAAUGCUCCAGCCGCGUCGACGAGGAGGGCGACACGUCACCCUACUGGGACGAGACCCUCACCAUCCCCUUACCCGGCCCCGUCGACGGCGACACCACUCUCCACAUCGACAUCGUCCACGCCGGAUCCGACCGGGACACCAAGCCCCUGAUCGGGUCGGCCCGGCUCAAACUCCGCGAGGUCCUCGAUGACGUGGGCUUCGACGAGCGCGCCAGCCGCACUCUCCAUCUCAAGCGACCAUCCGGUAGGCCCCACGGGAAGGUUGACGUUAAGGUUACUAUUAGGAAGCCACGCCCUCGUGUAGCGGAUCCCUACUACGCGCCGCCUUACGGUGUCCCGCCGCCAGCUGGCUCGCGGGAUUUGCCGGCUCCUCCUCCGACUUACGGGGUACCAUACGGCGCACCUGCUCCUCCGGCGCCGUACAAUCCUUACUACGCAGCUGCUCCGCCGUCUGAUUACCCAUAUAACGGGUACAAUGCUGAUCCGCCGCCGUACGGUCAGCCGGCUCCUUACGGUCAGACCGGACAGGGGAGUUACGGGCAGGGAUCGUACGGACAGGAAGAGAAGAAGAAGAGCAAGUUUGGGGGGAUGGGGACAGGAGUGGCGGUGGGAGCGGUGGCUGGGGUGCUGGGUGGGCUGGCAUUGGCGGAGGGUUUUGAAUACAUGGAGGACAAAAUUGCAGAUGACGCUGCUGAGAAAGUGGAGGAUGAUCAGUACGACGACGAUGACUACUAGGCUGUUCCGUUGUUUUCCGAUGUUUCGAGAGACUGAAGUUUCCGAUAUCCAGUUGUUAGUCGUAGCGUGGCUAGCAGGCGAUGCUUUUUAAUUAAUUUGUAUUUUAUUUUGCUUUUUAUUUUUGUUUUUGCAUUGAGAAAAAUGAAAGGAAUCAUAUUAUUGGGCGAUUGAA
Messenger RNA from Pyrus x bretschneideri (Chinese white pear), 1087 nucleotides. RefSeq names its product WW domain-containing protein C11B10.08. Lineage: Eukaryota; Viridiplantae; Streptophyta; Magnoliopsida; Rosales; Rosaceae. The transcript has a single exon. Gene Ontology annotation, biological process: defense response. The record is from RefSeq and is a predicted model, not a curated record. The coding region runs from base 64 to 915 and encodes 283 amino acids.